Messenger RNA from Toxorhynchites rutilus septentrionalis, 678 nucleotides. RefSeq lists its product as uncharacterized. The transcript is spliced from 2 exons. NCBI's taxonomy places the organism in Eukaryota, Metazoa, Arthropoda, Insecta, Diptera, Culicidae. Bases 1 to 678 code for a protein of 225 amino acids. The record is from RefSeq and is a predicted model, not a curated record.
AUGCAGAAGCGUGUGAUUGGUUGGUGGCCAAUCGACCCAAUAAUGUGCAGAUUGAGGAUUAAGGGUCGAUUCUUCAACAGCAGCAUCAUUAACGUGCACGGCCCUCACCUUGCAAGUCCCGAUGAUGACAAAGGCGAUUUCUACGCGCAGCUGGAACGAGAAUUCGAACGCUGCCCUAAACAUGACAUCAAGAUCAUCAUCGGAGAUUUCAAUGCCAAGAUCGGUAAAGAGGAGGAGUUCAAACCUACGGUCGGCAUUUUUUUGGACAUAACUGACGUCAGAACCUAUCGAGGCGGUAACAUCGAUUCGGACCGCUACCUAGUGAUGGUUAAGAUGCGCCCAAAACUCUCCGUUGUGAACAACAUUCGUUACCGAUGCCGGCAACGGUACGAUCUUACGCGACUGAAACAAGCAAAUGUCGCCGAAAACUACGCACAUUCGCUUGAAGCUGCGUUGCCGGAAGAGGACCAGAUUAACGAAACUGCUCUUGAGGACUGUUGGAGCAUGAUUAAAACGACCAUAAACAGCGUAGCGGAGAACAUCCUAGGACACGUGGUACGAAGACGACGGUACGAGUGGUUCGAUGAUGAGUAUCAGCAAGUGUUACACGAGAAGAACACUGCGCGGGAGAUAAUGGUGCGUCAAGCUACCUAUCAGAACAUGGAACGAUAUAGAUAG